This is a messenger RNA of Cannabis sativa, 1506 nucleotides long. RefSeq names its product dof zinc finger protein DOF3.6. The record is from RefSeq and is a predicted model, not a curated record. Lineage: Eukaryota; Viridiplantae; Streptophyta; Magnoliopsida; Rosales; Cannabaceae. The coding region runs from base 338 to 1393 and encodes 351 amino acids. Gene Ontology annotation, biological process: regulation of DNA-templated transcription. The transcript is spliced from 2 exons. Gene Ontology annotation, molecular function: DNA binding; DNA-binding transcription factor activity.
UAAAGACUAAGAAAAUGGUUGUCGUUUACCCUUUAAACCCUAAAAAUUUAAUAAAACAAAAAUAGAGAUAAGAGAGUAGUAGUACUCUUACUACCAUACAGAACAAAGGAACAAAAUAAAUAUAAACAAAAACCCUCUUCUUUAUAUCUUUACAUCUCCAUCUGAUGAUCUCUCUCCUUUCUCUCAAACUCUUUCUUAAUAAACGUUUGAUGUGAUUCUUAAGCCACACAAAAGAAUAUACAUAUAUAUAUAUAUCUCCCACCUAAAAUAACCCAUCAACUAAACUUUUUCACAAAAAAGAAAAGAGAGAGAUUUUUAAAGCUCCAAAGAGAGAGCCAUGGCUUUCUCAUCUGUUCCUCAUGUGUAUCUGGAUCCACCCAACUGGCCGCCACAGCAACCGAAUCAUAAUGAUCAUCAACAUCAACAGCAGCAACAACAACAAAAUAGCAAUCGUAAUGACCAGAAUUCUCAGGUUCACGCACCUCUACUUCCAACACCAGAAAGUGUUGGCGGUGGAGGUGGUGCGGGCUCGAUAAGACCAGGCUCGAUGGCAGAUCGAGCCCGUCUAGCAAAAAUACCACAACCUGAGAUGGCCCUAAAAUGCCCUCGUUGUGAUUCAACCAAUACUAAAUUUUGCUAUUUCAACAAUUACAGCCUCACGCAGCCUCGACACUUCUGCAAGACUUGCCGCCGGUACUGGACUAGAGGAGGAGCCUUGAGAAGCGUGCCGGUUGGCGGAGGGUGCAGGAGGAAUAAGAGAACCAAAGGAUCAUCAAACAGAUCUAAAUCGCCCUCUACCGCCCCCACAACCGACCGCCCGGGUUCUACUGCGGCUGUCAUCACUUCUAAUGGCAGCGGCAGUGGUGCAGAUAUGUUAGGCAAUUUGGGUCCACAGCAGACUCUACCCCACUUGCCUUUUCUGCCAAAUCUUCAUCAUCAUCUAGGAGAGUACGGAUCUGGAAGUGAUAUUGGCUUGAAUUUCGGGGGAAUUCCUCCGCGGUUGGGGAACACAGGCGAUGGUGAUGAUAAUAUUCAUGAAUUUCAGCUUAAUGGAAACGGUGAUCAUCAGCAAUGGAGACUGCCGCAGCAUCAAGUUCACCAAUUCCCUUUCAUGGCAUCUAACUCGGAACAACCAACUAGGUUGUCGUACCCGUUCGAACAGUUUCAAUCUAAGCCAUUGGAGACACAAGAGGUGAAGGUAGAGGUGAAUAAUAAUAAUAAUAUUCAUAACCAAUCUGGUCUGAAUAAUCUGUCCAGAAAUUUUUUGGGAAGUCUUGGAUUAAAUGACCAUCAGUUCUUAGGUGGUGGUGGUGGUAGUAGUGGCAGUGGUGGUAAUAUUAAUGCAUGGACCGACCUCUCUACUUUCACUUCUUCUACCAACCAUCUCUUAUAGUAACUUAAUUUUACUUAUUAUUACAUGUGCCUCAAUCUUUGAUCUUAUCCCGCUAGCUAGCUAUAUAUAUAUAGCAAAUUAAUAUAUAUCGUUUACUAAACAAGAAACAAAAA